This is a messenger RNA of Pediculus humanus corporis (human body louse), 1200 nucleotides long. RefSeq lists its product as uncharacterized. Bases 1 to 1200 code for a protein of 399 amino acids. The transcript is spliced from 6 exons. The record is from RefSeq and is a predicted model, not a curated record. Lineage: Eukaryota; Metazoa; Arthropoda; Insecta; Psocodea; Pediculidae.
AUGGUUCUUCAAAAAUACAAACUUUCAUCGUAUGGAGAAACAAAACGUUUAACAGGAAUCGAUGAUGUAUUGGUCGAACCACUUUUAUUUACCGAAAAACUAUACGUAUUCGAUAUGGAUGGAAAAAGAAUCGGUCGUUUUUCAUUGAAAAUAGAAAAAGAAGAAAUGAGAAAAAGUAAUUUAAAAAUAUUAUACGUUCACAUUUCAAAUCGUGCUUACAUAAAUGGAAAAUUAUCCGAAUCCAUUGUCACGGGAACGGUUACAACAAAAUUAAAAACGUUAGAAGAAAUACGUUACGAAUGUUCUGAUUUACCUGAAUCUGGUAAACAUGAAAGAUACAUGUUUCUAUUAAGAGAACAAACUAAAUAUUAUCUUUCAGUAACGACAAAUAUUUGCAAUGUACAACAUAAAACAAAAACAUCCAUACCAUUUUUGGAAGCAGUCGGAUUGAUUGGAGAAAGUUCGAACGCACUUUUAUUAAGGAUAUUAGCUGUUAAAGGUUACGAAGGAAUUUUAUGUUUAAAAACAAUUUUAUCAAAUGGGAAAAAAUGUAAAAAUUAUUAUGUAUCGAAACUAAGCGAACAAGUUGUCAACGGUAAAAAAAUGCAAGUUUUAAUAGUUUAUAGAAAUAUAACAAAUCAUAAAAAAUAUAACAUAACAAUGACAUUUGCAUUGACAAGAUGGGGUCAAAUAAUAUAUUUAUUUUGGUCUAAUUCAAAAAUUUUUCUACACGUCGAUCCGGAUGCAUUGAUUUUAACAAAUUCCUAUUCAUCCGGGUAUCCGGGACUUGAAAAACAUUGGCAUAAAGAUGUACAAUUAUAUUCAAAGUAUCUUGACAAAGUGGAUGAAACUGCAAUAAAAGCAAGAUCUUACAUUAGUCAAAAUGAAAAAUUAAAAAGAAUUAUUUACGUAUUUGUUGAAUAUGCAAUUUUGAUGAAACCCUCCGACAUUGUUUCAUUUGCAAUUAAAUAUUUUGUUACAUUUGAAAAUUCCCUACAAAAUAAACCGGAAUCAUCACGUGUAAGUGAACGUGAAAGUCAAGAAAUAUUUGGAGGAGGAGGUGGAGACGGAGGAGGAGGAGGAGGAGGAGGAGAAGAAGAAGGAGAAGAAGAGGAAGAAGAAGAAAUAAUGAUGGAUAAAAAUAAAGGAGAAUAUGAACAUUUUGGUGAAAUUGAAAACAUGAUUUUCGGUGAAGAAUAA